AUGCGAGAUCAACGUCGAUACAAUCUUCCACGAGCCUAUGAAGUAGCAGCGGUUUUCUUCGGGGACAAUGGAGAGGUUCCGAAAUAUCGGCAUGUCGCUGUUCACUCACGGGGUCAAAACCGCCUUGCAUUUCAUCGACAAAAUCAGAAGAUUCUUCGAGUAGAACUGUACAAAGGUCUGAUGGAUCAUCUAGCAAGUGAGGCUGCUAUACAAGGAUCUAAACUCAGAAGAAUAAUAAUUCUUCCGUCAAGUUUUCAAGGAAGUUCUAGAGCAAUGCAACAGAAUUAUCAAGAUGCAAUGGGAAUCGUCCAAAAAUGCGGAAAACCUGGCUUAUUCAUCACAUUCACGUGCAAUCCGAGAUGGAAAGAAAUUGAAGAGCAGCUUUUCCCCGGUCAAACUUCUUCUGAUAGACCAGACCUCAUUGCAAGAGUUUUCAGACUCAAAUUAAAACAAUUCAUUGAUGAUAUCGGACACGAUUGCGCUAAUAUUAAACUGGAACUACCUGUUAAAGACGGUGCAACUUUUGCCAAAACUCUGGAAUGGGAUGAAAUUAAAGCCCAUCUCGAUGCUAGAUAUGCCAGUGUACCAGAAGCUGUAUGGAGACUCUUUGAAUUUCCACUACAUGACAAGUCUCAUUCUAUUAUCCGAUUAGCUAUUCAUCUUCCCAAUAUGCAACCCGUCUAUUUUGCAGAAGGAAAUGAAUUAGAAGCGUUAAAUCGCGCAACUGAGAAGGACACAACCCUCAUUGCAUGGUUCAAAUUAAAUCGUGACAACUUAGUUGCCAGAAGAUAUCUGUAUCAUGAUAUUCCGAAUCACUUCGUUUUCGACCGAGAAAACAAAUGGAAGCGUCGACAGCAAGGUGGAAAAGUCAUUAGUAGAAUUAUUCCCGACUUUGACAUACCAAUACCAUCCAUGUUUUGUCCAUUACAAUCAAAAAACAUCAACAAAGAAGAAGAGCUUCGCUUCGGACAGGAAAUGUACGAAACACUGAACGAAGCCCAACGUUCAGCAGUGGAUAAGAUACUUGGAGCGUAUCAUAGACGAUCAGCAACGACUGCACCAUGUUUCUUUAUAGAUGUGCCUGGUGGUACAGGAAAAACUUAUCUCUACAAUACUCUGUGCUAUUUAUUCAAAGGACAAGGUGUCAGUGGUUUAACAGUUGCAUGGACCGGGAUUGCUGCGAAUUUAUUGGCUGAAGGGAGAACGGUUCACAGUCGUUUUAAACUUCCAGUGCCUCUCUUGCAGACGUCUAAAUCCAGUAUUCGAUCAAACACCAAGAAAGCCGACACAAUUAGAAAGGCUGACGUCGUCAUUUGGGACGAAGCACUGAUGGUCCGAUCCUACGCACUUAAAGCAGUUGAUAUUUUACUUAGAGAUAUAAUGAACAUAAAUGUACCUUUCGGAAAUGAUGCAAUGAUUGGUAAAUAA
Rotaria socialis is the source of this 1428-nucleotide messenger RNA. Lineage: Eukaryota; Metazoa; Rotifera; Eurotatoria; Philodinida; Philodinidae. The record is from the annotation of a GenBank genome assembly.